AUGGAUGCUGCGCAUGCCGUGGACAUCGCUUCCCUGGCCCGGGAGCUGAGGGAGGACCUAGCCACCGCGGACGCGCCGGCGGCGCGGUUCACCAGCGGCUGCCCCGUCGUCAUCGCCGAGGUCGGCAGGCUCACCCGCGACGUCAACCCGGAGGCGUACGAGCCGUACCACGUCUCCAUCGGCCCGUACCACCGCAUCAGGAACCCAGACCUCGUCAGGCACGAGGACAAGAUCAGGAGCCUCGGCACCGUCCUGUCGGCGGCGAGCGCCGGCGUGACGCUAGAAGCCUACCUCGAUGUGGUGGCGCGCAUGGAGGCCCAAGCCAGGAGCUGCUACGCCCACACCUUCAACCUGGAGAGCAACGCCUUUGUGCGCAUGCUGCUGCUCGACGCAUGCUACGUGCUAGUCCAUUUCGGCGGCGUCGGCGCCGGCGGAUGCAGCGGGAACGGCGGCGACAUGAUGGAGGCCGUCGGGGUGGUGCGCGACGUGAUCUACCUCGUGGAGAACCAGAUACCGUUCUUCGUCGUCGACGAGAUCCACAAGCUCACCAUUCCGGACGGCGGCGGCGUCUCUGCGGCUGACGCGAUCGCGGGCUACGUCCGGGAGCUCCUGCGGGGGCAGCAGUACUCGGUGGCGACGCCGGCGGUGGCUGAGCCUCCGGGCCCAGGCAAUCUUCUGCAUCUGCUACACAUGCACCUGACGCCCACCGCUGAACUCGUCUCGUCGUCACGCACGACGACCGGCAACAGAGUCGCCGGCAAGCAGCGUCGGUUCGGCCGGUGGCGUUCGGCGACGGAGUACUACUGCGCCGGCGUGGGGUUCAGGAGCCGGCCUCUCGUCGGCAAAGGAGCUCGCUCGAUCCUCGACGUGAAGCUGGACGGCCGCGGCAGCACGUUGGAGAUCCCGCGCCUGAAGAUCGACGCCGAGACGUCGCGGCUCCUGCGGAACCUGAUGGCGCUGGAGCAGAGCAACCCGGCGGAGGCGGGGAGCCACGUGACGGCGUACUGCGUCUUCCUGUCGCAGCUGGCCGGCACAGUGCGGGACGUGGAGCUGCUGUCCAGGCGCGGGAUCAUCGCGCACGGCCUCGGCAGCCACGACGAGGUCGCCGCCUGCUUGGCGGACCUCUGCAAGGGCGUCGCGUUCGGGGGUGACGACCCCGGCGGCAACUACCUGCGCGAGACGUGGCAGGGGCUGGAGGAGAGCUUCCGGAGCCGGCCGCGCCGGUGGGCGGCGUGGCUCAUGCUCAGGUACUUCAGGAACCCGUGGCUCGCCGUCGGGCUCGCGGCCGCCGCCGUGGGGCUGGUUUGUACCGUGGUGCAGGCGGUGUACGCUGUCUUGGCUUACACACCAGAUGCUUAG
Molecule: messenger RNA, 1359 nt
Organism: Miscanthus lutarioriparius
Lineage: Eukaryota; Viridiplantae; Streptophyta; Magnoliopsida; Poales; Poaceae
Source: the annotation of a GenBank genome assembly